Messenger RNA from Fibroporia radiculosa, 681 nucleotides. RefSeq lists its product as uncharacterized. The coding region runs from base 1 to 681 and encodes 226 amino acids. The transcript has 8 exons. Lineage: Eukaryota; Fungi; Basidiomycota; Agaricomycetes; Polyporales; Fibroporiaceae. The record is from RefSeq and is a predicted model, not a curated record. Gene Ontology annotation, molecular function: acid phosphatase activity.
AUGGUUCCACUGAGGUCCGAGGAGAAGACGCGGCGCACCUGGCGCCUACGGUCUGAGGCCAUUGCUCUCCCUCCACGACGACAUCAGGACAUCAUCAGUAUCGUUGCCAUGACCAGCAGGCUGCCCAAGCUCGUCGCCUUUGAUCUUGACUACACCCUCUGGGAUCUUUGGGUAGAUACCCAUGUCACUCCUCCUCUGCGCCGUGAUGGCGAUGCAGUGAAUUCGGUGCGCGAUAAGUAUAACCAUGAGAUCGCCUUCUACCGCGAUGCUCCAGAGAUCCUGCAUCGACUACGUGCAGCAGAGGUGGUGAUUGCAGCUUGUUCGCGCACGGGUGCGCCUGCUCUUGCUCGUCAAGCGUUGUCCCUACUCCUAAUUCCACCCAAGGCGGGAAAUAAAGAUGUCCCCCCGACGCCUGCAAUCCGGUUCUUUGAUCAACAAGAGAUAUACCCAGGUUCCAAGAUAACACAUUUCAAAAGAUUACAUCAGAAGACGAGGAUACCGUACUCAGAGAUGCUAUUUUUCGAUGACGAAAGCCGCAAUCGUGAAGUAGAGUCUCUGGGCGUAACCUUUUGCCUUGCAUCGAGUGGAUUAGACGACAAGACAUUCCAGAAAGGUCUGAACGAGUGGCGCAAGCGACACCCUGUCGAAGCGAUAGAGGAUGCUGACAAGAUUGCGAAUUAG